CCACUCCCGGCGUCAUGACGUCAUUUGUUGAAAUUACCGGCCGUCUUUCUCUCUCACGCGCAGCUCCGUUACAGAUUCCUGACCGGACUUCAAGCGACUGAGGACAUUUUAUUAUUAUUAUUAUUUUUUCUUCCAAAAUGGGAAACUUUCAGCCAACAGUUUUUCCUUAUGAGGAGUUUGACGUCAUGGCAGACAUCAAGGCCAUCCGCAAAGCCUGCAAGGGUUUAGGCACUGAUGAGAAAGCCAUCAUUGAAAUCCUGGCUAAUCGCUGUGCGGCUCAGCGCUUGGAGAUAAAGCAGGCUUACUUCGAGAAAUACGAUGACGAGCUGGUGGAUGUGCUGAAGAGCGAGCUGUCGGGGAAUUUCGAGAACGCCAUCCUCGCCAUGCUGGACCCGCCACACGUGUUCGCCGUGAAGGAGCUGCGCAAGGCGAUGAAAGGAGCGGGCACCGACGAGGACGUCCUGGUGGAGAUCCUCUGCACUGCCACCAACGCUGAUAUUGCUACUUACAAAGAAACCUACUUCCAAGUGCAUGAGCGGGAUCUGGAGGCAGAUAUCGCCGGAGACACGAGCGGUGAUGUCAGGAGGCUGCUCACGCUGCUCCUCGAGGGAAACCGAGAUGAGAGCUAUGAAGUGGACGAGGUUCUGGCUGAACAAGACGCCAUGUCACUGUUCGAGGCCGGAGAGGGUUGCUUCGGCACAGACGAGUCGACGUUCAGCUACAUCCUGGCCACCAGGAACUACCUGCAGCUCCAGGCCACGUUCAAAACCUACGAAGCUCUUUCUGGAACGGAGAUUCUGGAUGCCAUCGAGAACGAAACUUCAGGAACGCUGAAGAAGUGUUACAUCGCGCUGGUGCGAUGUGCUAAGAAUCCGCAGCUGUAUUUCGCUCGGCGUCUGAACGCAGCCAUGAAGGGAGCAGGCACUGACGAGGACACCCUCAUUCGCAUCAUCGUCGGCCGCUCCGAGAUCGACCUGGAGACGAUUAAGGACAUGUACCUGGAGAAAUACGACGUGCCUCUGAAGGAAGCCAUCAGCUCGGAGUGCGGCGGGGACUUCAAGCGCCUCCUGGUGGCCAUCUGCCAUUAAGGCAGUGAAAGAAAAGAAUCAGAUGCUUGGGUUAAUAAGGAGAAACUAACUAACACAACUGACCCUGGGUCCUAGUGCACACAUGUCCAGUUCAACACUAUCCCUACAGUAGUUCUGAUGUGGUAUUUAGUGCAAAUCCUGACCUGGCGCUCAGAUAGGCUGUGAACAAAACACUGUUUUGAAGGUGCAUGAAGAAAGUACAUAUGAUCUCUAUUUAAAAAAAAAAACAACAAAAAAUCAUUUUUAAGGUGAAAAUGUAACAAAGGUCAAAGGUUAACCAGCACAACCAGUGGAAAGUUAACUCAAUAUCCAUUAAGUAAUGCUAAAGUAUGGUCUGUAAUACUAAUAAUACAAUGCCAGUAUGUUUGUUUUAUGUUAUUUUGUCAUAAUUCCAUGCCUGAUCUAUUUUUGGAAAAGAUUGUGAAGCGCCUCUAUUUCUCGCUCUCUAUCUAGGAUGACCACGCCUCUUCAUACCGAACUUGAACAUGCUUCAGCGAGUGAAAAUAAUUUUGCUAUGCAGUUUUAAUUUGCCUGUCAGCUGCGAACGAUAAAGAAUCACGAAGGACAUGAGUGAAGUACAAAAAAAAAAAGAAGAAGAACCUUUUCAUACGUAAUUUUCAAUCAGACAUUUUAUAACACAAAAAAAACAAAACACCGGGUCGUGAAGUAAGAAAGAUGAUGUCGCGUAGCUUUAGCUUUUUGAACUAACCAUGAUCAGCCUUGUUUUCCUCAUUGUAUACUAACACAAAUAUAAUAUAUUUUUAACGUAUUAGUAUGUUACAUUUUACAUCGUAAAUUAUAUUUAGUCACAGCUUAUAGCUUUAAUGGUAAAAAUAGUCUUAAUGGCACUGUUGGGAUGAGUAAUGUCACGCGGUGGUCUGCUUGUGGUCUUUUUAAAAUACCGGUCACAUUCUCGAUAUAAAAAAUGGCAGCUGGGUUUUUAACAACUAGAUUUUAAUUAGUUCAACUGGAUUGUCCUUUACUUCCUGUGGCAAAGCAGGACGUCAGCGGGCUAAUACGUUGUGGCUGUUUUACACAAGAACGACAUCACUCCACGGGACCAGACACUAUCUUAUGGAAAGACCAAAACGUUGACUAAUGAAAUAAACACAUCCAAGAAUUUAAAUAUCCCAAUAAAAUAUCAACAGAAAUGGUAA
Ictalurus furcatus (blue catfish) is the source of this 2245-nucleotide messenger RNA. It is a transcript of the gene anxa13, whose product is annotated as annexin A13. Gene Ontology annotation, molecular function: calcium-dependent phospholipid binding; calcium ion binding. The coding region runs from base 138 to 1088 and encodes 316 amino acids. Gene Ontology annotation, cellular component: cytoplasm. NCBI's taxonomy places the organism in Eukaryota, Metazoa, Chordata, Actinopteri, Siluriformes, Ictaluridae. The transcript has 11 exons. The record is from RefSeq and is a predicted model, not a curated record.